UGUCAGCCCAACUCAUACACGAAACCGGAGCCAGCCCUGCUUUUUUCUACCGUCCGUCUCUAUCUCCCCUCCGGCAACCGGCCGGAGCCGUUCCCCGCUCCGUAAAAGAGGACGGAGACCAGAGCCGUUCUCGCAGUGGCGGAAUCCAAAAUCGUCAACUCGACGACCCAAACAUUGCCGCCCGGGCGAACUGGGAUCGCAGACCCGUCCUGACUCGGCUUAAUUUCUUCUCUGGUCGGCAUGGGGCUGUGGUCAUUUCUUGAGGGUGUCCUGCUUAUUGCUAACGCUUUGGCAAUAUUAAAUGAAGACCGUUUCCUUUCUCCCAGAGGAUGGAGCUUCGCUGACGCUAGAGGCGUGCAGGGAGCAAACACCUUCAAAGGACAGAUGAUUGGCCUCAUAUACGCAGCUCAAUACAUGAGAUUUCCAUUGAUCCUUCUUAAUGGAAUCACUAUACUUGUGAAGUUUGUUUCAUUCUGACAGUGGGAAGUGGUACGCUAUGCAGCUCUUCUUCGGUUUGCUUCCUUGAAGAUUGAGAUAUUUGCACUCAAACCAGGCUUUAUGUAUAUCUUCUCGUGAUUCACCCCUUCUUCCAAUAGUCUUCUGUUGAUGGUUGUAUAGCUGUGCCUUGUAUAUGCACACUGCUGAGAUGUGCAGUUGUGCUCAGCUAGUAAUUUAUUGGUUAUCCGCAACACACUAGACGGUAUGUGCCUAACUGUGAUCUUUCAUUGUUCUUUUGUAUGUACAUGAUGUAUUUGCAUUUGUCCACUGUAAUUUUUUCUUGUUA
Triticum dicoccoides is the source of this 784-nucleotide messenger RNA. Its product is annotated as immediate early response 3-interacting protein 1-like. The transcript has 2 exons. The coding region runs from base 241 to 477 and encodes 78 amino acids. NCBI's taxonomy places the organism in Eukaryota, Viridiplantae, Streptophyta, Magnoliopsida, Poales, Poaceae. The record is from RefSeq and is a predicted model, not a curated record. Gene Ontology annotation, biological process: endoplasmic reticulum to Golgi vesicle-mediated transport. Gene Ontology annotation, cellular component: COPII-coated ER to Golgi transport vesicle; Golgi membrane; endoplasmic reticulum membrane.